Molecule: messenger RNA, 8105 nt
Organism: Terrapene triunguis (Three-toed box turtle)
Lineage: Eukaryota; Metazoa; Chordata; Testudines; Emydidae
Gene: RBM27
Product: RNA binding motif protein 27
Exons: 21
Coding region: 38-3073 (1011 amino acids)
Biological process (GO): mRNA processing
Cellular component (GO): nucleus
Molecular function (GO): metal ion binding; RNA binding
Source: RefSeq, a predicted model, not a curated record
UGUAACGGAGGCGCUGGGCGGAGCAGCGGGGGGCACCAUGAUCAUUGAGAACGUGGACGCCCUCAAGACCUGGCUGGCCAAGUUACUGGAGCCGAUAUGUGAUGCAGACCCUUCAGCCUUAGCUAACUAUGUUGUGGCAUUAGUCAAGAAAGACAAACCAGAGAAAGAGCUGAAGGCUUUCUGUGCUGAUCAGCUAGACGUCUUUCUGCAGAAAGAAACUUCAGGUUUUGUAGAUAAACUAUUUGAAAGUCUGUACACAAAGAACUACCUUCCUUCCCUUGAACCAGCAAAACUAGAACCGAAGCCUGCAGGUCAGGAAAAAGAAGAAAUCAAAGAGGAGAUAUUUCAAGAGUCGUUUGAGGAAGAACGAGAUGGCAGGAAAAAGAAGUAUCCUAGCCCACAGAGAAACCGUUUAGAUUCUAAUGAACAAAGAACCAGAGAGAAAAAGAGAGAUGAUGGCAAAUGGAGAGACUAUGACAGAUACUAUGAUCGGAAUGAUUUAUAUAGAGACAAAUACGACUGGCGAAGAGGCAGGAGUAAAAGUCGUAGUAAAAGCAGAGGGUUAAGCCGAAGUCGUAGCCGCAGCGGGGGUAGAAGCAAAGACCGGGAUCUGAACAGAAAUAUUGCGGAACACAAAGAGAGAGCAAAAUUCAAGAGUGAAAGGAAUGACAUGGAGAGCUCAUAUAACCCAGUGUCUUUGUCAUCCAGUAAUUCUACUGAACAGUAUUCCUCUGCGCAGUCUAUUCCCAGUGCUGUUACCGUGAUUGCACCUGCUCACCAUCCUGAGAACACAACAGAGAGUUGGUCAAAUUAUUAUAACAAUCAUAGUGUUCCCAAUUCAUUUGGCAGAAACCCUCCUCCUAAAAGACGAUGUCGAGAUUAUGAUGAGCGAGGAUUUUGUGUACUUGGCGACCUUUGCCAAUUUGAUCAUGGAAAUGACCCUUUAGUAGUAGAUGAAGUUUCAUUGCCAAGCAUGAUUCCUUUUCCACCACCACCCCCAGGACUCCCCCCUCCUCCUCCUCCUGGUAUGCUAAUGCCUCCAAUGCCAGGUCCAGCUCACAAUAUGAGAAUGCCAGGCCCACAAAUACAUCCUCGGCCACCACCUCCUGUCGUGCUUCCUGUAUCAAGACCACCUUUAACACAGUCAAGUUUGAUGAAUAACCGUGACCAGCCUCGGACAAGUGCGGUGCCCAAUCUUGCACCAGUGGGAGCAAGACUACCUCCUCCUUUACCCCAGAACCUACUGUAUACAGUAUCAGAACAUACGUAUGAGCCAGAUGGUUAUAACCCUGAAGCACCUAGUAUUACCAGUGCUGGUAGAUCUCAAUACCGACAGUUCUUUACUAGAACACAGACACAGCGUCCAAAUCUGAUUGGCCUAACGUCUGGGGAGAUGGAUACAAAUCCAAGAGCGGCCAACAUUAUCAUCCAGACUGAAACUCCCAUUUCCAUUGCAAAUAACAGCAGCAAUGUAACCAGAGUGGUGCUUGAGCCAGACAACAGGAAAAGACCUCCAAGUAGUAUGGAAGGCCCACCUGUAAAGAAACCCUGGAUGGGAAAGCAAGCCAAUAACCAGAAUAAACCAGGAUUUCUGAAAAAGAAUCAGUACACUAACACCAAGCUGGAAGUUCGAAAAAUCCCACCUGAGUUGAAUAAUAUUACACGACUCAAUGAACAUUUCAGCAAAUUUGGAACUAUUGUUAACAUUCAGGUUGCUUUCAAGAAUGAUCCUGAAGCUGCUCUAAUUCAGUAUUUAACUAACGAUGAGGCCAGAAAGGCCAUUUCCAGCACAGAGGCAGUUUUAAACAAUCGAUUUAUAAGGGUGCUGUGGCAUAGGGAAAAUGAGCAGCAGCCACCACUGCUGCAGCAACACCUGCACCAUCACCAGCAGCCACCACCACAAUCUCUGCAUCACCAGCUUCAUCUUCAACAACAAACACUGACUGCCCAACCUCCAGCUGCAACGGUACAUAGCAAUGUGUCAAAGGUGAUAACUAAACCACUGGCAUCGGGUGCCUAUGUCCUUAAUAAGGUUUCAGUUAAACGUCGCCUUGGAGCAGCAGGUGGAAACCAGACCGAUGCAGCACAUUUGUUAAACCAGUCCAGUGCUACUGCAGAGGAUUCUCAGACAUUUCCUACUUCUACAAGCCAUACAAAAAUGGUGUACAAUUCCCCAAACUUAAAGACAUCUGUGAAAUCUGGCACAGGAUCUAAAUCCCAUGACGUUCAAGAGGCCCUUAAAAAGAAACAGGAGGCAAUGAAGCUACAACAAGAUAUGAGAAAAAAGAAGCAGGAGAUGUUAGAAAAACAAAUAGAAUGCCAAAAGAUGUUGAUAUCUAAGCUGGAGAAAAAUAAGGCCACGAAACCAGAGGAGAGGGCAGAAAUAAUGAAGACCUUGAAAGAACUAACAGGAAAAAUCUCUCAAUUAAAGGAUGAAUUGAAAACUUCUUCUGUAGCCUCCACGCCAUCAAAACUGAAGUCCAAGACAGAGGCACAAAAGGAGCUUUUAGAUGCAGAACUGGACUUUCAUAAAAGAUUGUCUUCUGGAGAAGAUACAACAGAGUUGCGGAAAAAGCUCAGUCAACUACAGGUUGAGGCUGCCCGUUUAGGUAUCUUGCCUGUAGGUCGAGGAAAGGCGAUAUCUGCUCAGGGCAGAGGAAGAGGACGAGGUCGUGGUGGGAGAGGAAGGGGCACAUUGAAUCAUAUGGUGGUGGAUCACCGUCCCAAAGCUCUAACUGUCGGUGGCUUCGUAGAAGAGGAGAAAGAUGAAUUAUUACAACAUUUCUCUAAAUUUGGAGAUAUUGAAGACCUCCAAGAAGAGGAUUCUCCUUUAAGUGUCGUUCUGACUUUUAAGUCCCGCUCAGAAGCUGAAAAUGCUGCUAACCAAGGAUCAAGAUUCAAAGACCGAAGACUACAGAUAUCAUGGCACAAACCUAAGGUACCGUCUGUGUCCACAGAAAUUGAGGAAGAGGAGUCCAAGGAAGAGGAGACUGAAACCUCAGAUUUAUUUUUGCACGAAGAUGAUGACGAUGAUGAUGAAGAUGAAGAUGAAUCCCGUUCUUGGAGAAGAUGAAACUUGAUUUGGAAUUGUAUAGUUUUAGGAAUAUAGUUUGAACUACAACUUUUAAAAAUUUAUUUAAGAAAGUUGAUGAGCCAAAAAUUUUUAUUUUAUUUUACUUUUCAAAACACACAGUAGAUUUCAAGUGAGAACAAGUUUGUGAUAUGAACAUGUCAGAUACUUAGCUGUGAUACUAGGUCAGCCAAAGGCCCAAUGACUUUUUACAGAGUUAUAAAGAUCAUCAGUGGUGGUAGUCCUCCUAUAAAGAAGAAACUUAUCAAUAUUGUCAAGCCCCUUUUUCACACCACCUGUAUUAUCUUGUUUUUUAAUGCUUUGAUUUAUUAGAUAUGAAUGAAAAAAUGUUACAGGUUUUAUUUAGUAAUAUUAUAGGGUUGCAGGAGAGAGCUGCAGACACAUUUUCAUUAAAUGUCAAUUGCUUCAUGUUUGCUAACUCAAAAAGGGUAGCAUUUUAUUACAUGUGAAGUCAGCUAUUGUAGGAAAUAUUUGUGUCUGAAUUCAUUUUUUGCUUCAAGACCUGUCUUGAGAGCCACACACAACUUCAGUGUAGAAGACCCCAACUUUUCUGCAUUCUAGUGUUUUGUCUUCUGUUUCCUCUUGCAUACUUUAACAGGGUAUUAGUAUGAUACCGCCUGGUACUAGUUCACUGUAAAUUGCUUUAAAUCCUGUUUCACUGUGAAACAUUAGCAGUGACACUGAUAUCUGUGUCAUUAGCAUAUUGUUUCCAUUCUUUCACUGUCAGUGUCAAUUCCUUCUUACAGUUUGGAUACAAGAUUCAAGCUUAAUCCAGGCUGUUGAUUUAUUGCAUUGUCAGUAUUGGUAAAUGUCAAUCCUGUUAAACUGUGUAGAGUUCUAAAACAAUCAACCAUGAGAACCCUCUUCUCCCACCUCCGCAAUGUGACCAAGUCUCUCACUUUUAUUAAUAUUCGGGCCAAACCCAUACAGUGUUCAGAGCAAGUUUUAUUGUUUUUUGGCCCAUGGAAGGUCGAUAUCCUAUUAUACUAAACCAGCACUUUAAGUGAUAUGAUUCUUAAGACUAGUGUUUAAAACUCACUUUAGGAAAACUAUUUGUAUUUAUAUCUUAAAGUGCAGUUUAGUUUAAAAGCAGGUAAGACAGACACUAUGAAAUUUUCAAUUGCCUUUGUCUUUAUACCACUUUAAAACAAAAAAACACCAAAAAAGAAAUGAUGGUGAUUUUGGUAGAAAUGGGGCUAAGAAGUUUAGACCCUCAAGAGCCAUAGAUCUUCAUAACUCUGUUAUGUGGGUCUUGCUAUUCGUGAGCAUAAAUACAUUAUCCAGUAGGCUUUCCUUCACUCUGUAGGCAUCUGUACUGUACGCUUUGUACAGUUGGAGUUAUCUGUUAUGUAAGUAGCCAUGUAAAAUAGUGUCUUUGCAUUCUGAAUGUCAGUUUGAAGGAGCAGAGCAAACACUCUUACCAACUGCUGGGAUUCUAAACAGCUUGUUAUAUACAUGUACCAAAUGCAUACAUUCUUGGCUUUAGAAAUCAUAUAUUGCUUUCAGAUAUUUAGCACACCAGAGUAUUUGGCAACUGGUUCCUGAUUCAAAAUAAAUACAACAUGUACCAGAAAUUUUAAUUUAGGCUGAACAUAGCUAGUUACUUGAAGUCGUGUUCUUUCAAGUUGCCCCUUGUACUCUUCCUCUCCAUUUGAAUAUCCUUUUGCUGUGGUAAUAUGUAAAAGAAGCCAAAACUUUAUCGCUUUAAGUUUCGGUGUCAGUUGGAGGGAAUAUGUCCUUCAAUAUUUUCCCCCUUCAUAUUAAGACUUCCAUUUUCUAGUUAAAUACUGCAUUCCUACUAAUGCUGAGUUUAAAUUAAAUUUAUGAAGGAAUGAUGAAAAAACAUUAAUACUUUGAACCUAGAAGAAUAAUCCUUGCUCUUCUCCCACCAUCUCUAAUAUUUUCUUAAUGUCUGUGGCUCAGUGUAUAUUUUGAAAGAUCCAUUACAGCAGAUGUUUGAGUCCUGACGGUUUAAAAAAUGAUAGAGGGAACAAAGGAUUUAUAUAUUUUUUUUGUACAGAGUUUUUUCUUAAACUGUAUAAUUUUGUAAAUAUUUUGCUUUUUGUGUACUAAAACUACCAGCGUAUAGAUUUCAAUAAGAAUUGUUGUAUUUUUGUAUUUGGAAACUGAAGAUUACAGUGAACGAAUGAAGCUGUAAGAGAAAUUUCAGUAGCCUUUGACACAGUUAAACAGAAUGGGGUUUCCUUUUCAUAUGGUUUUAGCUCUAAAAGGACACAUCUUAUCGGCACACUUUGUUGAGAGACACUUUUGCCCUUGCUCAUAUGUAUUGGCUUUUUUAGUUGGGUGAGAUAGGCGAGAGGCAAGGGAGGAAGAUUUAUUUAAUGGGCUUUGGAGAGAUUUAUAUAACAUUUUCUUUUGGUAUACACAUUGGUAGCCUUACAUAAAUCCUCAAGUGACAUCCCAAACAUGAUUUCUAAGCAUUGAAGCACAAAAGUGAGUUGUGCCUCUGAACUUAGCUUGUGUAUUUAAAACAUGCUAUUAUGCUGCCUAUCACUUAUAUUCCCAAUAAUAUAACAGUAAUUGACUUAAUUCUGGUAUUUAAGGAGUGGGAAAGCUGUUUGAAAGUGACCUUCAUUUUGCCAAAGCUAGAGGAUUUCCCUGUGUUGUAUUUUAGGGCUUAGUAGGUAAUACUAAAUUGUUUAUUUUUAAGUAGGCAACUGAGAGUGCCCAUUUUAUUUUUUUAUGGUAACAUUUUAUUUUUAUUAUGAAAUUAUAAUGUACACCUUCAGAAAGUACAGUUGACUUAAUUCCUAAUCAGUACUAUAUCUAUAUAUGAAUACCAAGCAACAUAUGUAUAGGAAAUUUAAAAUAAAAUGUUACCAAAUUAAAGCCUAGUUUACAGACAAUACAACUGUAUAUGCUAAACAUUAAACCUUGGUAUGAAGAAUUAUUCUUCAUUUCUUUAUCAUCAAAUUAAGUUCUUAAGCAUCACAAAGCCCAUGAGCUGAAAAGAUUCAUUUGAAAACACUUGCCCAUUUAUGAUGAAAAUGUUUCAACAGUUUUUAACAAAAUCAUGUGAAAAGGAAUAUAAGUUCCUCUCGAUGUAUAGUAAACUUGUACUAUAGUUUUUACAAAAUUGUGAACUUGUGUAAUAGUAUAAUAGGAGAUAUUGUUGAAUUUCUAACUGUUUAUACAUUUAAAUUCAUAUAUGUAAUGUUUGUUUUAUUGAUUACAAUCUGAAUUUCUAAGAUGCAUGUUGACUUUUUGCAAUAAAGAUAUAAUAUGGAAUGGUUCAACAUUUAAAAAAAAAGAAAAAAGAAAAAGCUACAAAUAACUCUAACUUAAAAAAAUUGGAAAACUGAAGAACCAUUCCAAAAAAUUACAACCAUCACAAAAAGAGCUAUAUCACUUUUCUUCUGAAAAAUGUGUGUGCGCGCGUGUGUCCCUGUAAGUGCAGGCUUUUGCUUGCCUUAUAGUUAACGAAUAUUGCUGAAGCAGCUGGAGAGAAGAUACAGUUUCUCUGUGGAGAGCAUUACAGUUCUGUAAGAGCCAGUAUGAAGUAAUGUGGUCAGCAAACUGUGAGUAUAUUUGUGUUUUGCAGAAAACGGCAAAGCAUUUCAUAACUUUUUAUUUAAAGGGUAAACUAAUUAUUUUAAUGCACCUUUGCCAGUGCACUGAACAAAAUGAAUUUCAGUCCAUCGACCUUUUGAAACAAUUUGAAACAAUAAAACUGCAAUGUGCCAAUUGUAAAACCAAGUUAAGAGUGAUCUAAUGCAAAGUGAGAACCAGUGUUGGUCCCAUAUUUAUACUAAAUCUUUAGAGCUUCUCUUUCCUUUUCUAAAGUUCAAUUUAAAAAUAGCAAUGAGUGGAGAAUUAUUUUAGACUAGGAGUGAGUUACACAUCCUACAGCCCCUUAGAGCAAAUGCAUAUCACCUGAUGAUCUCUAAGGCGGGAUUGUAUCAGAGUAUAAAUAAAAUUAAAGUUUGUCACAACAUAGCGCCCCUCCCCCCCCCCCCCAUUGAUCCAAUCUGUUAAUCAGAACUUCUACUGCUGCCACUGUUUCUAGCCUUUAAUGUCCAACAAUUAGUUCCUUAAAUGCCUCUGCAUUUUCUUCCGUGUUGUCCCUUAUGCAUGGGGGGGGAUCAUCCAAUCUCAUCCUUAUCCUUCUUCAAAUUACUCCUUAGAAUUUGCUCUGUCACGAUGCCUACAAAACCUUGCUUACUGAUCAUGGCCAGGCAGGUGACAAGCUGUGACUUUUUUUCUUCCCCUUUUUUACUUCUAGUCUCAAUUUUUUAAAAAAGGCUAUGCUACAUGUAACAGUAGUGUCAUUUCUUCACCAUGCUCAUUCACUGGUGUGUUGUAUCCCUAUUACCCGACCCUUCAUCUGUCUAUCAUUAGAUUGUAAGUACUUCAAGGCAGGAAUUGGCUUUUCUGUAUUUUUACAGUGUUCUCCACAAUGGGUCCCAACCCCAAUUGGGGGCCUUAGGCAGUACCAUAAUGGAAAUAAAAAAAGGUUUUCAUUUUUGGAGCUUGUUUCCUUUGCCUAAAAUAUAAAGUCUUGGAGCAAUAUCUGCCUUACGAGAUAAGGGCUUCUAUAGGAAAGAGGCCUUGAAAUGGGGAUGUUUAGGGUGUGAGAUUUGGAAUAGAGAAUAAAUAGUUGCCCCAAAAACCACUAAUUGAACAUGUUUUCUAAGCAAGAAAAGGUAAUAGAAAUCAUCCUGUGUGUUUUUCAGGACUCUUAUUUUUUCUCUCAUGUUUUUGCAGAUCUUUUGUAUGGGACUAUAGCUGUCUUGCACCUGAAUUUUAUAAAUGCCCUUUUACUGGUAUGUGGCAGUUACACUUAUGGUAGAGAAGAAAGUAUUCUUUAAAACCAUUUAUGGUCAAAACAAGACUUAUUAAGGAAUCUAUUAACAGAACAAAUUGAAGGUAAAUGCAUUUAACUCAGAUUUUUACAUUAUACUUCAACCAUUGCUAAUUAGGAAACCAACAUGCCUGUCCUAUAUGCAGGACUCCUGUGGAGUUGAUUGGCAUUUCUAUGCAUAGAAUUUCCUCA